Scheffersomyces coipomensis is the source of this 1462-nucleotide messenger RNA. RefSeq names its product carboxymethylenebutenolidase. Bases 370 to 1179 code for a protein of 269 amino acids. Gene Ontology annotation, molecular function: hydrolase activity. The transcript is spliced from 2 exons. The record is from RefSeq and is a predicted model, not a curated record. NCBI's taxonomy places the organism in Eukaryota, Fungi, Ascomycota, Pichiomycetes, Serinales, Debaryomycetaceae.
AUGCUGAUAAAAUGAGAGCUAAACAAGCUGCUGAUGCAAAGAAAGCUGAAGAAGCUCAACAACCAAAGAAAUGAACUUUAUAGACAUCAUGUUCAAUACUUAUUAGAAUCUUGUAUUUAGAAUUUAUUGGGUUGUUGAAUUAGUUCAAUAUCCCCCACUAUAGGUAUAGUUUCUACCCCCCACCCGUUAGCACCCGCCACCCCCACACCAUUCAAUAUAAGUUCUUUACGGAUUGGGUAUACACGCCCCAAAUGUAGAAAUUAAUCGGAACCAACGAAAAAUUGGGAACUAUAAAUACAUCCCCUAUUUACUUCUUUAUUUCAUUUUUUGCAAUUGAGUUAAAACUAACUAACUAAACCAUUACUAACCAUGUUAAUUGACGAAUAUCAUUAUGAUGUUAAAACAUCCUACGGAACAACUAUGAGAUUAUUUGUAUUUCAUCCAAAGAUUGCAAAUUAUCCAAAAGCUAAAUUCCCGGGUGUAAUUGUUUAUUCUGAAAUUUAUCAAGUGACAGGUCCUGUAUCAAGAUUUGCUAAGGAUAUUGCUGGUCAAGGAUUCGUUGUGGUUUGUCCUUCAAUUUAUCAUAAUUUUGUUAAUUCAGAUGCUUUGGCUUAUGAUGACGAAGGUACUGAUAAUGGAAAUCUUUACAAAAUUGAAAAAGAAUUAAAAUCUUAUGAUGAAGACAAUUCCCUUGCCAUUGAGUACUUAUUAUCUUUACCAACUUGUAAUGGUAAGAUUGGUGCUACUGGUAUGUGUCUUGGUGGUCAUUUAGCUUUCAGAUCUUCCUUAGAUCCAAGAGUUAGUGCAGCCGUUUGUUUCUUCGCUACUGAUAUUCACAUCCAUGCUUUAGGUAAGGGUAAAAAUGAUGAUUCUUUAAUCAGAUCUAAAGAAAUCCAAGGUGAAAUCGUUAUGAUCUUUGGUUGUAAGGAUAAUCAUGUUCCAUUAGAAGGAAGAGAUUUAAUUAGAUCUACAUUAAGAAAAAACAAUGUGGCAAUGACCUUCAUUGAAAUCAAUGAUGCUCAACAUGCUUUUGUUAGAGAUGAAUUAAGUAAAGGUAGAUACGAUCCAGCCAUUACUAAGAACUGUACUGAAUGGUUAUUUGAAUUAUUCAACCGUAAAUUAAAAAUAGAAUACGGUGACCAUGACGGUAAAGCUGUUACUAUUGAAAAUAUUUGUUAAUUUCAAUAGUUUUUUUCUUUUUUUCUUUUUCUUUUUUUGGAUCUAUACUAAUACUAUCCAUGUUCGAAAGACCUGCUUAUGUCAACCCAGGUCUCAUAGUGUUUAAAGUCAUUUAUUAUAAAUUAGUUACGUUUCGUAUUCUUUUAAUAUAAGUCUGUCUUACCAUGAUAUGAAGUUGUGUACUUGCCAUUACCGUUUUUAUGUUGGCAUAUGAUUGCGAAAAUUAUUGAAUGAAAUUAUAUCAAUUCCUCACCUAGUUGGACUAAAUAUUGACAGCUUGGAG